GUUGUAGAAGCGCUGUGGGCGUGUUGAAGUGGCAAUGGCGGCAUUGUCUCUGAUUCUAUGAUGAUAAAAUAAUGUUCAGGAAAGGGAAAAAACGGCAUAGUAGCAGCAGUUCACAAAGCAGUGAAAUCAGCACUAAAAGCAAGUCUGUAGAUUCUAGUCUCGGCGGUCUUUCAAGAUCUAGUACUGUUGCUAGUCUAGAUACAGACUCCACGAAAAGUUCAGGUCAAAGUAACAGCAAUUCAGAUACUUGUGCAGAAUUUAGAAUUAAAUAUGUUGGUGCUAUCGAAAAACUGAAGCUUGAUGAAAGCAAGACUUUGGAUGGACCGCUGGAUUUGAUAAAUUACAUAGAUGUGGCACAGCAAGACGGAAGGUUACCCUUUGUGCCGGGGGAAGAAGAAUUUAUAAUGGGCGUUUCCAAAUAUGGUAUUAAAGUCACAACUUUAGAUCAGUAUGAUGUCUUGCAUAGACAUGCACUCUGCCUAAUUGUGCGGAUGGUCUGCUACGAUGAUGGCCUAGGGGCUGGGAAGAGUUUACUGGCUUUGAAGACGACAGAUGCAAACUGUGAAGAAUACAGCCUCUGGAUAUACCAGUGUAACAGUCUGGAACAAGCGCAAGCUAUUUGUAAGGUAUUAUCAGCGGCGUUUGACUCGGUUUUGACCUGUGAGAAGUCCUGAAUUUCUCCAGCUGCAUUUCACACUGAGAGGGAAGUACCACUUGCUGUG
Messenger RNA from Euleptes europaea (tarantolino), 722 nucleotides. RefSeq names its product integrin subunit beta 1 binding protein 1 (gene ITGB1BP1). Gene Ontology annotation, molecular function: integrin binding. Lineage: Eukaryota; Metazoa; Chordata; Lepidosauria; Squamata; Sphaerodactylidae. The record is from RefSeq and is a predicted model, not a curated record. Gene Ontology annotation, biological process: negative regulation of substrate adhesion-dependent cell spreading; negative regulation of focal adhesion assembly. Gene Ontology annotation, cellular component: ruffle; cytoskeleton; lamellipodium. Bases 72 to 674 code for a protein of 200 amino acids. The transcript is spliced from 7 exons.